AAGUUAAUUUAUUUUUUUUCCAUUUUACCACACUAUUACUGAUAAUUUCUGUUCUAACAAUGUAAAUAUCUAACAAUUUACUAACCGUUUCCGUUCCCUGUAGCCUGGCUUCUUAACGUAUGUUUUCUGCAAAGAUUAGUUCUCCACUGUAGUCGUCGGCUUCGUUCAAAGUUAGCUGUUCAUAUAGGCGUUUAUCGUGACCAUAGUCCCUCCUCUAGUAGCUCGUAACCACUGAUGCUUUUAGUUUUACUUACCACUAGACUUUGUUUCUCUUUUCAGUUGCACCCAUUUGCAAAAAUCCCUCGAAUGAAAGGCUAAGUAACGAUCUUGAGAGAGAGAGAGCAAACUCGAACUUACACGAUUCCUAUGCAAACUCGGCAAGCAUCACACACAUUUCCGGGACUGUUCGAAAAUAUGGCCACCCCUUUUUUUGAGGCCCGAAGAACCAACACUUUCCGUGUGACCAAACCAACGCUGAUGCCGCCGCUAGAGAUCAACAGCGCCAAAGUGUCGCCACCGCGUGGUCGCUUCGCCAGCAAUAUCCCAACCAUAGUCACGCCUCGAACCGUAACCGCUCCGGCCUUGAUCAUAACCUCAUCCUCGCCGGUCACCACCAUCGGACGUCAUCCGCCUCGCUCAAGUUCACCCUCGUCAUCGUCUUCGGCCGAUUCUUCACCUUCGUCCGUAACCACCAUCACAACGAUCGAGUCGCAUUCUUCAUCGACCGCCGUUACCCCUGCUCCCUCCCGAGACCUGAUCGCGGAAUACCUCGCUGCCAAAAGCCGAAGCCAACAGGCGCCGGCCAUCUUCAACUCCAAACUCCCUCCAUCCGGUCCCCACGACGAACAUCAGCAAUUGGUCCUGGCCUACAAGCAUCCCAUACUCCUGAUGGACGAAGAAGAGAACGUAGUCUACUGUAGUGUCUCGUCCAGCAUCGGCAAGGAACGAAACCGAGAGGUCGAUGUCGAGUACGUCGACGACAACUCGAUCGAACUGCUGGAUGCCAAGGAGGAGAUCGGCGAAGGCGAAAAGGAGUCGCUGAUCGUGCCAAAGCCAAAGAAGAUCGCGUUCCAGUCAAAGGGGAGCCCUCUGAAGACCUCGGAUGAAGCCGACGGCAAGUGCCGGUUGGUCGGCAAAGUCAAUCCCAACAUCUUCAAGACGUGGGAACAGCUGAGCGACGAAGGAAGCGAGAAAAACUUCUGCAACCACAAGCGUAGCUCGUCGAAGAACAGUCUGAUCACGGUGACGUAGUCGGAGAACAGCGCCGGCGACAAGCAGAGCUGUUUGAUCUUCUACCGGAAUCAGUACGACGGCGUGGAGGCGGGCGAAGAGGCUUUCAACUUCCGGGUGAUGAGGAGCCGACAUCACGGCGAGGCGAUCAGUGAAGACUCGACGACUGUUGCCGAUCUGGAGAAGGAUGAGGAGGAUGAGGAGGAAGAGCCGGUGAUGACAACGGCGACGGUGUCGAUGGCGACUUCGACGGCCACGACGGCGACCACCAAUACAGAUACGACGACCAGUUCCGAGGGUUGUUACGAUUUCUAGGACAGUAUCGACGAUAGCAGCAAUCGGAUUACGGGUUUACGGGUUAGGGAUCGUCCAUAA
Aedes aegypti (yellow fever mosquito) is the source of this 1605-nucleotide messenger RNA. RefSeq lists its product as uncharacterized. Lineage: Eukaryota; Metazoa; Arthropoda; Insecta; Diptera; Culicidae. The coding region runs from base 367 to 1251 and encodes 294 amino acids. The transcript has 2 exons. The record is from RefSeq and is a predicted model, not a curated record.